CCAAGUUCCUCUGCAGGAGACAAGCCCUGGUCUGGCUCGCACCUUCGAGCUGGACCCGCAACUGUGGGCCAUGCAGCGCGAAGCAGACGAGUUUAUUAAGGCUCCCCGAAUCGCAAUGAGAAUGACCCAUUUGGGGAGGCAUCCAGGCGGGGCUUUUCAAGGAGAAAAGGUUCCUAAGUAGGUGGAUGUACCUCAGGACGGAAAUGAGUACUGUGUUGAGCUUUAAGCUUAGACGGAGCAACCAACAGAAAAGAUCUUUUCGUGAAAACCUGAAAAGUAGUCUCAGCAAAGAAUUGGACGAUGAGGAGAAAGCCUCGAUGUUAUCCGGGCACGUCUCGCCGUCUUUGGAUAGCACUCUCGAAACCGCUCGUCUCCGCCAGUGGGCAAAGCUCGAGGGUGCGGGAGCGGUAGCUGACCGGGUGUCGUUUUUAAGGCAAUUUUGAUUCUUCUUUUUCUGCUCAGCACUGGAAUCAAGGAAGCGUUACCUUGAUCAUGGGUUUAUUAUGUUAGUCGACGUUGAGAACACGCAAGGAUUCGAGAAGGAGGAAGAUCAUCUAAAGAAGAUGUUGAGCGAGAAAGUUGGUUUCGUUAACGAGACCAACGAAAUAUGCCGAGGAACUCCAGCAGUAAAUGCAAGAUCGCAAUUGAUGCGCCUAGAUUGGGCUACUGCGCCUCUGCUGCGCCGGCUGAGCUCUUCCUCAGAUCUCACGUGGCAGCUGGUAGAGGCUUACUCUGGAUUUCAAGUUCGCCCGAAAGACCAGCACGCAGACGCAGUGCCUGUGCCGCGUCCUUCGGCGGAAGCGGCGGAAGUUAUCGAUAACGAAGAGAUCACAGGUGCAGCCGCCGAUGAUCCCAUCUACAGAGACCAAGCGGAGCAGGAGCACAAAGAAUGGACAUCAGGUGAAGUUGCUAAUGCCAUCGUCCUCUUGCCUGCCACAGGCGCGUUCUCUGAAGCCACAGACGAUCGCUCUGGGACGCGGGAAGCUACGCCACCUCUCGGGUAUCAGCCGGUCUUGAGCGUCAGUAGCAGUAUCGUGGAAAGCUUAGAGCCCGAGCCUCUACCCGUAUGGGCAAUGCGUUUCGAAGUCGAUGUAUUUGCAUGGGCGAGGAACUACGCUAGCACGUUGGCACCACCGCACAGAAGUCGCUUUCUCUUGUCGACUGGUCCUCUGGGCUCCCCGGUAACUGCGUCGACAAUACCACUGUUAAGAUCCUCCAGAGGCCGUAGUCAACAAGUAGCUCGCAUCACUGAUGACACAAGGGUCUUGGUAGGUUACCGUUCAAGAAAGUAAAUACAUUUACGUUCAUAAAGAUGAUACUUCUCAAGAUGAGAAGACCGUUUAAUUUUCCCACAUAAAUCCUCGAUCAGUCUCUCCAACCACGACAAGAUGGUGUCAAAAUAAUGAACAAACAGACUUCACCAUCUGUACUUUCACAAGAUUCAUUUACAAGAAUUCGAGAAGAUAAGAAUGAUCUACUAAUUCGAUAUCAAGAACAAAGUGGGGAGCAUUUGCGUCCCACGGGGCCUCCAGACGAGCUGGUAAUGACGCUCGCUAACGCAGAUGUUCGCGAGAUGAUAAAGGCUCAUGAAGGGGUUUUCUCGGAAGCCUUUUUGAGUCCUUCAGCAGACGCAUCCCAUGUGUAUUUGUCUCUGAAGAUAAGUUUCUUUGCUGAUACAAGACCUCGCGAUGUCACCAGGACCCCAGGGGCAUUCCAGAUGGUUGAGCGCGCGGUGAACGUUUUUCUAGAGGAGGCGAAGAUCCUGACUCGCACGGUUAGUGACUCUCUGCGUAAGCAAGGACGGCUCAAGAGAAGUGCC
Messenger RNA from Amoebophrya sp. A25, 1819 nucleotides. NCBI's taxonomy places the organism in Eukaryota, Dinophyceae, Syndiniales, Amoebophryaceae. The record is from the annotation of a GenBank genome assembly.